Messenger RNA from Acanthaster planci (crown-of-thorns starfish), 6277 nucleotides. RefSeq lists its product as uncharacterized. NCBI's taxonomy places the organism in Eukaryota, Metazoa, Echinodermata, Asteroidea, Valvatida, Acanthasteridae. Gene Ontology annotation, cellular component: Golgi membrane; Golgi apparatus. The record is from RefSeq and is a predicted model, not a curated record.
UUAACUUUUUAAUCGGGAGAGCAGAAGGAAUCAGACAUGAUACGUGUACGCGCUGUAAGUACGUGUACUGCAGAAACGUACACGUACGUGAACAAAUUGAACCUGUAAUUAAAAGUGCAGUGCGGAAAUCCACAAUAAAUGUUCGGAAAGCAUAGCAAAUUAGGAACAAUGCAACAUUAAGGAUGCACAUUUUCCUAGCUUUAGCCUACAAGUAGUCAUCACAAGUGUCUGGUAGCUCUAACACCGUCGUAGGGCGAAGGAAAUCGGUACGACAUUCUGGAUUUGAAGCGAAUAACUUUAGCGAGCCCCAACGUGGUUUUACCGGCGGGACGUAGCAGCAUGAUGGCCCGUCGAGGUAGCAUGAUACCCACAUUCCUGGUCAUACUUGGCCUGUUGUUUAUGGGUUACGUGGGUAUGUCGUAUUGGCAGGUCCGUAAGGCCUUGGAAGAGACCAAAAUUAAGGCAAAACAACACCAACAACAGCAAGAAUCUCUGACGGCGCAGCUCCAAGUUGUGUAUGAGCACAGAUCAAGACUGGAGAAAAUUUUACAGAAUGAAAAGAGUGACCAUAAACAAACAAGAGAAGAAUUUGAAGAUAAAUUAGAAAAACAGAAGAAAGAGUCACAAAACCGAUAUAAUGCAAUCAAUAUUCAACACAAGAUGCUGCAGACGCAGCAUGAAGAUUUGAAACAGGAGUUGGAAGAUGUAAAACAGCAGCAUAGUGAUGCGGUGGUGCAACAUGAGAGAGAGAAAUACGAACAUGAAGAGAACUUGACACGAUUACAACGAGAACAAGAAGAGGAAGUUCAUAACCUCAGAAUUCAACUUGCCUCGGCUCAGGAGGAACUGAACAGAAUACGGAACCAACAUGAACAGAUGUCUGGAGUUCUUCAGCAACGUGAGCAAGACGUUCUUAAUGCCAACGCUGAGAGACAACGAUUGGAAGAUCACAUCUUAAAAUUGAAGGGAGACAUUGGACAGUACCAGACUGAAAAUGAACAACUUCAUUAUGAACAUAAAAACCUACAACAAAAAGCUAAGGAAUAUAAACAACAUAUAGACCAGUUGAGUCAGUUAAAUAGACGCAAGGCAGGCAAUCAGCAGCAAGAGCAGUUUAACGCAAAUGACCAACAGGAACAACUACCACAGCAACCUGUUGACCAACAGCAGGUGAACCAACAGCAGCAGCUGUACCAGCAACAACAGCAGGUAAAUCCGCAGCAGCAGGAGAACCAGCAGCAACAGGUGAAUCCACAACAGCAGGGUAACCAGCAGCAACAGGUGAAUCCACAACAGCAGGGUAACCAGCAGCAACAGGUUCAGCUUGAUCCAUCACAACACAGACUUUACAUCAAGUCACAACCAGAACUUGGAGCAUACGACAAAAUCAGACAGCAGGAAUUAUUAAAACAACAGUAUGCAAUAAGACGGCAGCAGUAUUUACAAAGGCAGCGGCAACAGCAGCAACAAUAUAACAAUCAACAGCAGCAGCAAUACGCUGGCCAACAGCAGCAGUAUCCAAACAUGGGAAAUCAACAGCAGCAAUUUGGAAACCAGCAGCAACAACAACAAGUGUAUCAGCCACAGCAACAGCAACAAUAUCAGCAUCAGCUAGCUGAUCAGCAACAGCAGCAGGCCGCAGACCAACAACAGCAGGCUGCUGACCAACAACAGCAGGUUCAAGACCAACAGCAGCAACAGCAGGUUAACGAGAAAGCUGACAGAGGCAAAGACAACUUGAAGGAGCUACUCAAAAAGAGGGAACAAGAGAAGCGUUAUUACCAACAGCAGCAAGAGCUGCUCCGAAAAUAUCAGCUCAAACGCCAACAAAACCGAGCCAAUCGGCAAGCGGCAGCCAAGAAUGGUAACACCAAGCGGCAGCAACUGGCUCGGAGGAUUGAGCCUAAUGAUGAGGAUGACCUGAAAGAGGCUGAAGAAGACAGGGUCCGUCGAGAGCAAGAAGAGCGACGGAGGGAGGAGGCUGAACAACAGCAGAGAGAAGCUUUACAGAAUCAGGAGCGAGUCAUGAAGGAGCAAGAGAUAAGAGACGAGCAGGAUGCGGAGAGGCGUAGACAGGAGGAAGCGCAACAGGAGCAACCUGACGGUGGUGGGGAGAACCAUCCUGAUGAGACAAAUGAAGGACAGCCUGGAGAUCCAGCCAAGGACAAUGCCCAGCAACAAGGAAAUAUAUGGGAACAAAACAGGCAGAAACUAUUCAACAAGCAAGAUGACAUGCGGAGGCAAGGAAUGGGAUUUCAACAGAAGCGAGCUGAAGAUCAGCUAGCAGAAGAAGAACGACAGAAGGCAGAGCAAGACGCACAGCAGCAGGUGGCUCUACAGCCUCAACAAGGCGAGGAUGAAGCCAGGAAUGAGGGAGAGGAAGAUUAUGCUGCCAAGAUGCAGAAACAGAGAGAAGAAGAAAUGAAGAGAGAACAUCGCAAACGGCUAAGAUUAGGCAAAGGUAACAUGUUUGAGAGAGUUGGUGGUGCAGGCCAGAAGCCUAACCAAUGGGAUGAGGAGCAACAAGAAAUCGAUAUCAACAAUGAAGAUGGGGAGGAUACUGAAGAUAAACAAUAUAACGAAGAUGACAGAGAUGAAAGCAACGUUCAGAAAAAACCUGAGACUGGUAACCAAGUCCAAGCGCCUGGUGUUCACAUCGGUGAUGUAGACAACCCAGAUGUUGACGAGCAAGUGCAGUUACCUGACCCUCAAGCUUUAGUUCCAGCCCAUCAAGAGGAUAAUGUGUUUAACCAGUGGAAGGCACCAGAGAGAUAUUUUUCACUCGAUGAUGACCAAGAUUUAGAAAGUGAAGAAACUGAGAGGAGAGCUGGAAAGCAUAUAAAUGAUGACAAUGCUGAAAGGGAACGGGAAAUUUGAUGAGAUGAGUGUUGACAGAAGGAUCAUGACAAAAUGCAAGGAAGAUUGCACGUCAGGAUGCUCCUGUUUGCCUUGGGAAUAAUUGGUUGGCUUAUUACCUCUUAAUUAAAUUCUCAGCUUAGUACUUAAUAGUCCGUUGCUAUGACAAGCAUUUUGGGAGGAAUCUCAUCAUCCAAGGCAUCUUUUGCAAGAACCUUCCUUAAUCCUCAAAAGUCCAACACUGCACAUGAACUCUGUGGCUUUACUCGUUGCAGUGGGACUCUGAAGAAAUGUCAGAACCCACACAGGUGGAUUGGUAGUGCCUCCCUCAAUCUGGUAAGAUCCUCUAAAAUGUGCUGCUACACUUUUGAGGAUGUCGUUGGAUGAGAGGGACAUUUAAGGUGACCUGAUUUUGUAAGUUUAGUGAUGUUAUGCUGUCUACUAACUAUUUAUUCAAACUGAAAAAUAUUCACUCAAAACUGCCAAUGUGUUAUCUGUUACCUGCUUGUAUUAUGUUGAUCUCCAAAUGUAACAGUAAGUGUUUAAGGCUGUGUCCGAAAUUGCUUUCGGGGCUACAGCUAUGGCUGUUGUCACCGUUUCCCUGCAUCUUUUCAAUGGGUUCAGACCUAGACAUAGCACUAGAGAAAAGCCUUAUUCAUCAGGAAAAUGUUGGGCACCAUGAUUGAAAAUUGGUUUGAUUUUGCCUUGUCAGUUUUCAAAUUUAUUUGUAUAAAAAUGAAAUGAUCUCAAUUCGUUUCAAUCACAUCACAUCUUGUAAAGAAUUCGUUUCAAAAGGAAGAAAUCAGUGUUGUAUUUGAGUCAGUCAUAAGUCCCUGCCAGUCCUGUAUUAAAGACCAAUCACAAGUCAUUCAGUCUUAAGCCAAUUCACAAGCUAUUCAAAUGAGCUGUGACAAAAGCAUUUUUCUAUCAUUGUUCACAUUGUUACUUACGACUGCCUUUGUGACUGAACGUGUGACUGGACUUGUGAAGGACUCAACUACAACACUGAAAAUUAUGAUAUGAACCAGAAGGUUCUUAACCAUUGUUAGUAAUUUGAUAGGAAUAGGUACCUUCAUGAGUGUGUAAACACAGAGUGUAAUACCUUAAGAAGUUGUAGAUAUUUUAUUUCAUUCCAGUUUGUCCAUGGAAUUUAUAUUCUUUAUAAUGUUCAGUUCUAAACCUAAGCAUUUUAAUGUUUGUCAGAGAUUUUCAAAUGACAGCUUUUGUGUCAAGGAUAAUUUUAGAUACUUGCAUGUUUGAUUGGAAUAUCUGUGAGUGCUUUGUGCAUUUCUACAGCUUGUAUGUAAGUAAUGCUGAUUUUCUUCAGCCAAAUGAAAAUUGACUGAAUGUAAUCUAUAAGAUGACUACGUAGACAUGUUCAUGUAGUAUAUUUACUCCUGUACAGUCAAACUUCGUUAAUAAGUGGACUCUCAAUACAGCAUUCAGUUUAUAACAAGGGAAUUUUUAGAUCCCAAUCCUUUGUUAUUCUCUGUAUUCACUUCUAAUAAUACAAGGGACCUGUUUCAACAAAGUCAUCCGCAAAGUCCAAAGGAUUGAUCUUCUUAUUAAAGAGGUUGGACUGUACUAACUCAUCUGUCUGUCAUUGUGUGUAGUAUGCAUGCCUGUUGAUUGCCUCUCCUCAGCAGAUUUCUAACCUUGAGUAACUGCUAUGCAAAUCUUUAUCCAUGAGCAUUUUGCUAAAAUGAUGUCUGAAUCUGCUGUAAUCUGCUUCUAUAAUGUUAACUAUUGACACAUUCUUUUCACCUUAAAAUGAGGACACCAACAAGCUCUCAAAGCUAUGUACACAUGUAACACUCAUGACUGGUACCCAGCUAUUCUUUGCUUAUUGCAUAAAUUUGCAUACCAGCAUUGUCUGUCCAGAAGCACAGUGACAUUGGUAUUAUUCACAAGUCGACCGUAUUGAAUUGAAAGCAAGAUAAUUUUUUUAGUUUAGAAACUUAAAAAUAAAAGCUGUGAUAUCAAAAGUCAUUGCAAAUUACUGUCAUGUCAUUUACACUGGUGAAUAGUUUAAAAUUUGUGAUCUAGCAUUGUAUCGAAAUGUUUUGAACCAGAUCUUUAAAAUAUGAAAGUGAGGCUUGGAACCCAAAAUAGUCUGGCACCACCCCAUUCAACAGAUUACAGUGAAUACGAUAUAUUCAGGACACAUGACCCAAAAUGGCUUCUUUGUUAUAAAAUCUGUCGUUUCCGGGUGUUGCUCUGUAGCAGAUUGAGAGACUGUGGACCAGUUAUCAUCAGAACAACCUUUCUUGUUUAGGCAUACUCAUAGAACUCUUAGGCACUAGGCUUAUUACUAAGUUAGUGAAACUGAAAAUAUAUUUUUCUAUCCAAAGUUUUCCCUCACUUGUUACUUAGAUUACUUUUUUACUUUACUUUUUUAGUUGUCACUGUACACUAUAUUUGUAAUUUUUUGCUUAGAUUUGUUAACAUAAAACUUGAUUUUUUUCCCCGCAACCUGUAAAACACCCAUUGAUGUAUGUUUUGGUCUUUAAGUUUUACUUGUGUUGUGUAGAAACAUGAAUGGUGACUACUUUCAUUGAGAAAGUAAAGAAGAUUGUAAUAAAUUAUUCAAAGUGUUUAGAAUGCAUUUAGUGUAUUAAUUGUACAUCUUAAUCAGAGUACAUGUAGAAUGUUUUUUGGUUUACCUCUGUAAAACCGGGAUUUGACAAAACCUACAACAGUUUAAUUAUCUAGAUAGGACUGUUGAAGUCUUUCGCUUUGCGGUUGUCAUAGUGUUAACCUGGGCAUUUCACAUCAGUUUAAUAAGUAUUUUAUGUAUGUGCUUUACUCGGUAUGAUUAUGUGAUUUCAGAAUUCUGCUGCAUUAUACCUUACACCUCUUUAACUUGUUUGCUGUAAGCUGCAAGUUAAAGAAGUCAGGUUCACAGUGUUGGUGGAAUAGAGAACCAAAGUUUCCUUGUUUUAGUCUGGGAGUGAGUUCGGAGUUUAUAAAACUAAACACAAACUGCCUUCUAUACAGAAAAUCUUUGUUUUGUAGAAAAUAUCAUAUAUUAGGAGAAAUAUAUUCCUUGAUACCAGAGACCAAGUGUUGAUUUGAUAAAUAAACCGGUAAUUUUGAAUCACUUGAUUUACGCGCAAAAAGUGUAGCUGCAAACCAAUCAUAAUGUUCAAAUAGAUGAUUGACCAUUUCGCUGUAUAACAACAUGACUACUUAGGUGCAUAAAUUAUUUUGUUGGUAUACCUCUGGAACGGAUUCAUGUCAGUUGCCCCUUUCACAACUAGCAAAUCCUUUGUAGGUCUUUUGUGUUCACUUCUUUUUUAAUCAACACAACUCGCUUGUAAAUGACUAUUAUCCAAUGUACAUUUUUCCGUGCUGUAUAGCCUUGAUUUUCAGACUUGUCUUACUGAAUUUGAAUAAAAACUCAUUUUUGUUCUUGAGGGAA